Messenger RNA from Eptesicus fuscus (big brown bat), 2996 nucleotides. RefSeq names its product tRNA methyltransferase 9B (putative) (gene TRMT9B). The coding region runs from base 617 to 1978 and encodes 453 amino acids. Gene Ontology annotation, molecular function: tRNA binding; S-adenosylmethionine-dependent methyltransferase activity. The transcript has 9 exons. Lineage: Eukaryota; Metazoa; Chordata; Mammalia; Chiroptera; Vespertilionidae. Gene Ontology annotation, biological process: tRNA wobble uridine modification. The record is from RefSeq and is a predicted model, not a curated record. Gene Ontology annotation, cellular component: cytoplasm; nucleus.
GGGCCGGACCCCUCCGGAGUGGAGAGGGGUGACCUGUUUACCUUGAAAACUUAGACGUGAUCAGCACAGGCGAGCCUGCCCUGCGGAUGGGGACUGCGGAAUGUGCUUCCCGGGUCCACCGGGUAAAUCAGAGCUCUGAGCUGCAGGGGACGUGCUCGGCGUCUUGAAGGGGAUCGAGCCGGCAACCGGGGCAUGUGCCCUGACCGGGAAUCGAACCGGGACCUCCCAGUUCAUAGGUCGACGCUCAACCACUGAGCCACGCCAGCCGGGCUCUCAGAGCAUUUCUGAUAAGUUUCUAGACUGCCCCAGAUGUCUGGGCCAUCUGGAAGGGUUUCAAGUCUCCCCGUCCUCAUUAUUGUGGCUGCCCUCUAAAAAAAUGCGUUCUGGAAGCUCAAAGACCAGAUCACGGUACCAGUCCAUCUGGUUUCUGGGCCUGUGCCCCCUGCAGAGUGGCUCAUCAUGUGAAGGAAUCUCUGCUUGAUGUCACCCUACUACUUUUCACGUACAUUACACAUUGAGAAGGUCGUGAGCAACAACUGUCUCUCUCCGAGGGUGGGAACUGCCAUGAUUCACAAAGACAAGAAGUAGUUUUCCUGUAAUCACAAGAUGACUCAGGAUGGACCAUGAGGCGGCCCAGCUGGAGAAGCAGCACGUACAUGAUGUGUAUGAGAGCACCGCCCGCUACCUCAGCGACCUGCAGGGCAAAGCCUGGCCCCGCGUCCGCCAGUUCCUCCAGGACCAGGAGCCCGGCAGCCUCAUCGCCGACAUAGGUUGUGGGACUGGAAAGUACCUUAAAGUGAAUAGCCAGGUACAUACCCUGGGCUGUGACUACUGUGGGCCGUUGGUAGAGAUUGCCCGGAGUAGGGGAUGUGAAGUCAUGGUAUGUGACAACCUUAAUCUCCCCUUUAGGGAUCAGGGCUUCGAUGCCAUCAUCUCCAUAGGAGUGAUACAUCAUUUUUCGACCAAACAGAGAAGAAUCCGAGCAAUAAAGGAAAUGGCCCGCAUCUUGGUGCCCGGAGGCCAGCUGAUGAUCUACGUCUGGGCGAUGGAACAGAAGACCCGGCACUUUGAGAAGCAAGACGUGCUGGUGCCGUGGAACAGGGCCUUGUGCUCCCGGCUCCUCUCCGAGCCCAGCCCGCCGGGGAGAAGGAAGCAGUGUGGCCACCUGGAAAGGAGCCACCCCUACCACCCGCCCGGCUCCGGGUGCAGCUGCUCCGUUUGCUUCAAGGAGCGACGGGACUCCAGACGGUCCCACAGCGCCGACUAUGAGCCCGUCCGGGCCAGGACUUGUUGCGCCAAUAUUUCGAAGGAGGCCGGGGCCGAGAACGGCUUCUAUAACACCUUAGGGAGAUCUUUUCGCUCCUGGUUUUGCUCCAGAUCUUUGGAUGAGUCCAGUCUGAGGAAGCAAAUGGAAAGAGGGAGGCCCUUGAAAAACACAGAAGGCUGGGCCGCCAGCACUAUAUCCAUCCAGCCUUCCAGACACCCCAGUUCAGACAGGGAUCCCCCAGAGCCAUGUCCAACAAGAGAGCAAAACUCGGACGAGGACGUGUUUGUGGAAACUUCUCAGAAGCACUCGGAGUGGCUGAGGGCACCGGCCACAGGGAAGCAUCUCCGCGGAGACCCUCAGGGAGAGACGGGGAGACAUGGAGGUGGGGAUGGCCUGGGGAGCACCCAGACCACUGAGGAGCGUGCGGCUGCGGGCACGUUGGAAGAAGGGAAGCCUUCUGCUCGUAGGGCACUGAGAAGGAUGUCCACGCUCGGUUCCACAGACUCCAUCCCAGACGGCACAAUUCCUGUCGAAGGACAACAGCCUGACGUUUUGGACUCCGGGGCCUUUAUGCGCUACUACCACGUGUUUCGAGAAGGCGAGCUCUGUGGGCUGCUGAGGGAAAACGUGUCAGAGCUCCACAUCCUGAGCUCUGGGAAUGACCAUGGCAACUGGUGCAUCAUCGCCGAGAAAAAGGAGGCCUGUGGUUGACUGGAUCAGCUCAGACAGCUCCUCCCGGGAUGAGCCGCGCUCCUUGCGCCGGCGCUGGGAUGGCUACCUGAACGUGCACCCACUUCCAUUCUUUUUCAGCCCGUGCAUGCUCUGGUCUGCCGAGACUGUGGAAUGGUCAUCUUCCGAAUCUCAGCGUAAGCACAGAGCCUGGCAUCUGAAGCAUUUGGCAAAGGGUAUGUGUGGUUCAGUGUUGAUGGAAGAGAUCUGAAGUGCGCUUCAAUACAGUUUGGGGUUUUGUCCCCCUGAAAGAUGAAAUUAUUAUGAGACUCCAUGUGUAUAGUUUUUCAGUCUUAUAAACUGAUUUUAAAAGAUUCUGUGUGUAAGUAUUCCUUCCGAAAAUGGCAUUUUUACAAAGUUAGGGGGGUAAUUUCUGUUUCUCAGAAGAUAUUUUACAUCUGUGUGCCCGAUAACAGAUGAACCUGUUCCGUUGCACCGAUGGAAAUUGAACCUGGUGAUAAGUUAUGUUGUUGCGAAGGCCUUGCUUCAACUUAGAGUCUUCAGAAAGGUGAAAAGCAGUAGAGAGAGAAAAGAAGUGUUACUGGACUUUUCAAAACGAUAAGCUGUCUUGCGUCAAGCUAAGUGGAUCACAAGGUUAUCAAUGUCACUCAGAAGAUUUUAAAGGCACUGUUAGCACAGAGAGAGGUGGCUGUGGGUACUUGAAGUUGGUAUUUUUCUGACCUUGUUAGAGGCAGGAAUAUCCAGUUAUGAUAAGACCAAGAUUGACUAAGGAAGAGUUUUCACCUAGAACAGUGGUUCCCACCUUUUUUUGGCCAUGCCCCACCCAAGCAUCUCUAAAAUCCUGAUGCCCGCCCUGUGACAUAAAAUUCUUAUUAUUCAAAAAGUGAACUCCUAUUCACAUGGAGGAAGCCUAAAAGGACAUGAACUUGGUCUAAGCAAGCUUCAAAAAAAACAUGGCAUCCAUGAAAGAGAAAAAUAAAAGAACGAAAGGAUAGUUGAAGUACUGAAGAAGAAAUCACUAAGAAAUUGUUUAAAAAAU